This is a messenger RNA of Plasmodium gaboni, 549 nucleotides long. RefSeq names its product 60S ribosomal protein L19. NCBI's taxonomy places the organism in Eukaryota, Apicomplexa, Aconoidasida, Haemosporida, Plasmodiidae. Bases 1 to 549 code for a protein of 182 amino acids. Gene Ontology annotation, molecular function: RNA binding; structural constituent of ribosome. Gene Ontology annotation, cellular component: cytosolic large ribosomal subunit; ribosome. The record is from RefSeq and is a predicted model, not a curated record. Gene Ontology annotation, biological process: translation. The transcript has 3 exons.
AUGUCACUCAAAUUACAAAAAAGAUUAGCAGCUUCUGUUUUAAAAUGUGGAAAGAAUAAAAUAUGGAUGGACCCAAAUGAAAUUAGCGAAAUUUCAUUAGCUAAUUCAAGGUUUAGCAUAAGAAAAUUAUAUAAAGAAGGAUUGAUUUUAAAAAAGCCACAAAAAGUUCAUAGCAGAGCUAGGGUUAGAUUAUAUAAGCUAGCCAAAAGAAAAGGUAGACAUAUGGGUAUCGGUAAAAGAAAGGGUACCAAAAACGCAAGAACAAAUCAAAAAACAUUAUGGAUAAAGAGACAACGUGUUCUUAGAAGAUUAUUAAAAAGAUUAAGAGACUCCAAAAAGGUUGAUAGACAUUUAUAUCACUCCUUUUAUUUAAAAUGUAAGGGAAACCAAUUUAAAAAUAAAAGAACUUUAAUUGAAGCCAUCCAAAGAGAAAAGAAUGAAACAUUGAAAAAGAAAGCUAUAGCAGAUCAAUUAGAAGCCAAGAGAUUGAAGGCUCAAGUUUUAAGAAAUAAGAGAAAAUUAAAGAAAGAUAAAGAAGUUGUAGCAUAA